AUGUCCGGGGCAAGGCAUUGGGAGCAAGAUAAGGAUUCCACCAUCUACAUUGGUAACUUGGAUGAGCGCGUUACAGAUUCCCUCGUUUGGGAACUCUUCCUGCAGGCGGGCCGAAUUGUGAACGUUCACUUACCCAAAGAUAGGGUGACACAAUCUCAUCAAGGAUAUGGCUUUGUGGAAUUUAACUCAGAAGAAGAUGCCGAAUAUGCCGCCCGCAUCAUGAACCAGGUCCGACUCUAUGGAAAACCCAUCCGUGUGAACAAGGCCAGCGCCGACAAACAGAAAUCUGUCGAAGUUGGUGCAGAACUCUUCGUUGGCAAUUUGGAUCCCAUGGUUGAUGAAAGGAUGUUGUAUGACACAUUCGGUCGGUUUGGCACGCUUAUUGCGGCUCCAAAGAUUGCCCGAGACGAAAGCAACUUGUCAAAAGGGUAUGGCUUCGUCUCGUUUUCCAACUUCGAAGCUUCUGAUGACGCCAUUGCCAAUAUGAACGGCCAAUACCUCAUGAACAAGGAGGUGUCCGUUCAGUAUGCUUAUAAGAAGGACGGCAAGGGAGAUCGACAUGGUGACCAAGCCGAGCGAAUGCUCGCAGCUCAGGCUAAAGCUCAUGGAGUUCAGCCUACUCCUGCUACCAUCCCCAUUGGCAAUCCCAUGUUUGGCGGUGUUCCACAGUCUCCUGCGACUGCAACAGGCUUUGGGCAACCAAAUGGAAAUUUUCAAUCGAUUCCCCCUCCAGCGCAAAUGAGGCCACCACCACCAAGUGUGCCACUGGCCGCUCCUCCCAGUGGUCUUCCCGCGAGACCACCUCCGAGUCAGGCCGGAUAUGGUGGUCCUCAACAUUUUAUGCCGCCUGGAUUCAAUCAAAUGCCUGGGUUUCCUCAGCUGAACACUGGACCUCCUCCUGGUUUUGCCCCUCCUCCUGGUUUUGGUGCUGCGCAGGUUGCUUCAAUACCUUCGGCUCCCCCAGUUCUGCCACCCGGAGGAUUUUCAGGUUAUGGGAUCCGAAAAUAG
This is a messenger RNA of Exophiala aquamarina CBS 119918, 1008 nucleotides long. RefSeq lists its product as uncharacterized. The record is from RefSeq and is a predicted model, not a curated record. Gene Ontology annotation, molecular function: RNA binding. Gene Ontology annotation, cellular component: U12-type spliceosomal complex; nucleolus. Gene Ontology annotation, biological process: positive regulation of mRNA splicing, via spliceosome. NCBI's taxonomy places the organism in Eukaryota, Fungi, Ascomycota, Eurotiomycetes, Chaetothyriales, Herpotrichiellaceae. The transcript is spliced from 2 exons. Bases 1 to 1008 code for a protein of 335 amino acids.